AUGUCUGAUCCCAAACAAGAACUCCAUGAGGCCGAGUCCCUCCGCAAGUUGGCUUUCUUCGGAAUUGCCGUUUCCACCGUAGCCACCUUGACGGCCAUCAUUGCUGUUCCCAUGUUGUACAACUACAUGCAACAUGUACAAUCCUCCCUCCAAAACGAAGUUGACUUCUGCCGCCACAGAACCGACGGCCUCUGGCAAGAGUAUGGACGUUUCGAGAACGUUCAAGGAGUUAAGGGACGUCUUCGUCGUGAUGUUCACUACAAGCGUCAUGCUGCUGGAGUAACCGGAAAUCAUGGACGUCGUGCUGUUGCUCGUGGAGCUAACACAUACGCUGCCGGAGGAUACGGAGGAGGGUACGGACAACCAUCCAAUGAUGAAGCCGUCAUCGGAGGAGGAUCCGGAAGCUGCUGUUCUUGCGGAGUUGGAUUGGCUGGACCAGCUGGUAACCCAGGAGAGGAUGGACAACCAGGUCUUGACGGACAACCAGGAGCUCCAGGACAACCAGGACAAGAUGCUAGACCAGACCAAGAACCAUCUGAGGGAGACUUCUGCUUCACUUGCCCACCAGCCCCAGCUGGACCACCAGGAAGACCAGGACCAAAGGGAGCUCCAGGAGCCCCAGGACAACCAGGAAUCGGAGGAGGAGAUGCUCGCCCAGGACCACCAGGACCACCUGGACCACCAGGACCACCUGGAAACAACGGACAACCAGGACAACCAGGAGCUCCAGGAGCCCCAGGAGUCAUCACCGAUGUUCCAGGCACCCCAGGACCAGCUGGACCACCAGGACCACCAGGACCAUCAGGAACCCCAGGACAACCAGGAACUCCAGGAAACAGCCGUCCAGGACCACCAGGACCACCAGGAGAUGCCGGACAAGAUGGAGCCCCAGGAAACCCAGGAGCCCCAGGAAACCCAGGAGCCCCAGGAGAAUCCGGAGCUGGAGGUGGAUGCGACCACUGCCCACCACCAAGAACUGCUCCAGGAUAUUAA
This is a messenger RNA of Auanema sp. JU1783, 993 nucleotides long. Lineage: Eukaryota; Metazoa; Nematoda; Chromadorea; Rhabditida; Rhabditidae. The record is from the annotation of a GenBank genome assembly.